UGAGGGGCCAGGCUGAGCCUCUCAAAGCGCCGGGGAGCGGGCGAGAACCCGUAGGGAGGAGUCGCGGCUCUCCAGUCGGCACGGACCUGUGUUCCCCAGCGUCGGUUCCGGGGCUAGCGGACUCCGGGAGCCGGUCCCCACCCUGGGCGGACUUCGGAAUUGACCCUGGACUGCCGGGCGCCGCACCGGGCGCCCCACCGGGCGGUUUUCCGCGGGGCCGGAGCCCCAGCAGCUCUGCCAGCGGGAAUGCACGCGCUGCCCAGCCUGGACGCGCCCCGGAUGGAGCGGCUUCUGCCGCGGCGAUCGGACGCGGCGGUGCCGGCGCGCAGGAGCGCGGUGGAGAGGCUGGCCGCUGACCGCGCCAAGUACGUCCGAGGCCUGCCGGGGGCAGCCGGGGAUCCUGCCCCCGAGGGCAGCAGCCCUGGGGCGGGUGAAGGGCCGGUGGUCGACCCUCGGCCCCCGGCUUGCGCCCCGGGUGCCGUGGCACGCAGGACAAUAGCGCGGAAGCCGCUGAGGCCGGAUUCGCUGGUCAUGUACCGGCAGAAGUGCGAGUUCGUGCGUGGGCCGAGCGCCGACAGUUUCGGGGGCGGCCUGGUGAGAAAGUUCCUGCCGGGGUCAGGCAAGGAGAAGACGUCGGCGUCCCCCGAGAAGUCCCCGGCGGGGGGAGAGGCCACGGCCAGGGGAGAGGAGGCGGCUCCAACCAAGCCCAACCCCGCAGUGGCCCCUGGUCCCCCCGAGCGCCCCUGCGUCGCAGCAACAACCACGGCGCGCCCAUGCGUCCCGGCAGCGGCCCCGGCGCCCCCAGCGCGUCCCAGCGUCCCGGCAGCGACCCCGGCGCCCCCAGUGCGUCCCAGCGUCCCGGCAGCGACCCCGGCGCCCCCAGCAGCGACCCCGGCGCCCCCAGCGCGUCCCAGCGUCCCGGCAGCGGCCCCGGCGCCCCCAGCAGCGACCCCGGCGCCCCCAGCGCGUCCCAGCGUCCCGGCAGCGACCCCGGCGCCCCCAGCAGCGGCCCCGGCGCCCCCAGAGCGUCCCAGCGUCCAGGCAGCGACCCCCGCGCCUCCAGUGCGCCACAGGGGUCCGGCCCGGCCGGGCAGCCCAGAGCCGCGAGUGACCAGGCGCAGGGGGCUGCAGCGCUCGCAGUCGGACCUCAGCUCCCGCUACUCCAUGUCCGCGGCGGAAUUCGACAACUUCUUCCAGUUCUGCGGCCUGGAGCCCGAGGUGGUGGAGGCGCUCGGGAGGGAGAACUUCUCCGCGGGCUCGGACCGCCUCGGCCUAAAGGUUCGCAGCGUGAGCAUGGCCACCUCCGACAGCGGCUUCUCCCGGCACAGCGGCAGCGACGAGGGGCUGCAGGAGGAGGAGCUGAUGGAGAAGCUGCCCAGCUCCACCUCGGUCGUGGAGAGGAACGCCCGCAUCAUCAAGUGGCUGUACACCUGUAAGAAGGCCAAGGAGACCCUGGGCCCGCGGCUGCAGGGCCUGGCGUGACCGCUGCGCCCGGAGGUCGGGACCCAAGGGAUGCAGCCUUUCCAACAGCAGGGACCCCUGAAGCAUGUCCCAGAUGACUGGAGACCCCAGGGCCACACUCCCUGCCGCAGGCUUUGUCCAGCACACCCUGGUGGCCACAAGGGACCCACUGCAGGAGCUGGAGUAACCUCAGAAAGCCUGGAGCUGAGAAACCGGGAAUUAACUGGGUGAUUGCAGCCACUGCCUGGCCAAAGCUCCAGGAGGUGUUUGCUUCCUCGUUGGGGUGGCCCCGCCCCGGCCUCCGGCAGGCAGUGGACAGGGCAGUGGGGGGUGGGAGAGGGAUAUGUUCAGGGGCAUCGUUUUGACUGGUUUACGAAGAGACACCACGAUGCAUUUUAACCGUACCGAGAUUUAUUUUUAAAAGGAA
Phyllostomus discolor (pale spear-nosed bat) is the source of this 1888-nucleotide messenger RNA. RefSeq names its product family with sequence similarity 110 member C (gene FAM110C). The coding region runs from base 247 to 1482 and encodes 411 amino acids. Gene Ontology annotation, biological process: regulation of cell projection assembly; positive regulation of cell migration. The record is from RefSeq and is a predicted model, not a curated record. Gene Ontology annotation, molecular function: alpha-tubulin binding. NCBI's taxonomy places the organism in Eukaryota, Metazoa, Chordata, Mammalia, Chiroptera, Phyllostomidae. Gene Ontology annotation, cellular component: cell cortex. The transcript has 2 exons.